AUGAGGUCUGUGCUGCGAGUCUCCGGCAGCAGGAUAUUUACUCUAGUAUUUCACCUGCAUUUACCAGCGGACUAAACAUGCACGUGUUUGCUUUGCUGCUGUUCCUCAUCGCCAGGCUCUGCGCUGAAAGUCUGGAGGGGCCAACAGCGGGCUGCACAUUCGAGGAAGACUCGGACCCGGGUCUCUGUGAAUACAGACAGGCAGAGGAAGAUGAUUUUGAUUGGCAGCUGAUGCGGACCUACAGCUGGCCGCACGUGACCUCUGACCUGACACGGGGUUCUUACCUGUUGGUGAACUCCUCUCAGUACAGUCCAGGGCAGCGCGCUCAGCUCAUGUUGCGUCCUCUGAGUGAGAAUGACACGCACUGUUUGCAGUUCAGUUAUUUUCUCUACAGCCGGGACGGACACAGUCCCGGAGGUCUGAGCGUGUACGUGCGGGUGAACGGCGGUUCUCGGGGAAAUGCCGUGUGGAACGUGUCCGGCUCUCAGGGCCGGCAGUGGCAGCAGGUGGAGAUAGCCGUCAGUACCUUCUGGCCCAGCGAGUACCAGGUCGUUUUUGAAGCCACCGUCUCAUCGGAGCAGAAGGGUUACAUCGGUCUGGAUGAUAUAGUGCUGUUAAACUAUCCCUGCUAUAAAGUGCCUCAUUUCUCCAGGCUGGGGGACGUGGAGGUAAACGCAGGACAGAACGCCACAUUUCAGUGCGUGGCAACCGGACGCUCGGCCAAGACGGACCCCUUCAUGAUGGAGAGGCGUAAUGGCGUUCUCAUGUCACCGUAUUCAGUGACAUCAUCAGCAGGUGAACGGCGGUUGGUUGCAUGGUUCCAGGUAGGCGGAGUCCACCGUGGAGAACAGGACCUUUACCGAUGCAUCACUCAGUCCACAUACGGAGCCGCCGUGUCCAACUUCGCUGAACUGAUUGUCAGAGUCCCGCCCACGCCUAUAGCUCCGCCUCAGCUGCUGCGCUCAGGCCCCACCUACCUGAUCAUCCAGCUCAACACUAACUCCAUAGUUGGCGACGGGCCGGUGAUCCGCCGAGAGAUCGUGUACAGGGCCAGUCACUCACCCUGGUCCGAAACACAAGGAGUCAACUCACUGACCUAUAAAGUCUGGCACCUGGAGCCCGAUACAGAAUACCGCAUCAGCGUUCUACUUACCCGGCCCGGAGAGGGUGGAACCGGCCCACCCGGACCCCCGCUGGUCAGCAGAACCAAGUGUGCAGAGCCCAUGCGUCCUCUCAGAGGUUUGACGGCUACAGAGAUUCAGUCCCGUCAGCUUCUGCUUCAGUGGGAGCCGGUGGGCUACAACCUGACGCGCUGUCACACGUACUCUCUGUCGCUGUGCUACCGUUACUCAACCGCCACCGGGGGCGGAGCCGGGGGCAAUAACGCCACCGUGAGGGAGUGUCUGUCAGUGGAGAGGAACACCUCCCGCUUCACGCUCAGGGAUCUGCCGCCUUUCCAUGCCGUGCACGUCAGGCUGGCGCUCACCAAUCCAGAGGGCAAGAAAGAGAGCCGAGAGGUGACCUUCCAGACGGAAGAGGACAUCCCAGGAGGCAUUGCACCCGAGUCUUUAACCUUCACGCCAUUGGAUGAUAUGAUCUUUCUGAAGUGGGAGGAGCCUUUGGAGCCCAACGGUCUGAUCACGCAGUAUGAGAUCAGCUACCAAAGCAUCGAGUCAUCAGACCCUGGUAUUAAUAUGCCUGGCCCACGCCGCACCGUCUCUAAACUGAAGAACGAGACGUAUCACAUGUUCUCUGGACUUCACCCCGGGACCACCUACCUGGUGUCUGUUCGCGCCCGUACGGCCAAGGGCUUCGGCCAGACCGCCCUAACCGAAAUCACCACCAACAUCUCAGCUCCUGCCUUUGACUACGAGGACAUCCCCUCUCAACUGAGUGAAUCUGAGAGCACCAUCACAGUUCUUCUGCGUCCAGCCCUGGGAAGAGGAGCUCCUGUGAGCACAUAUCACGUGGUGGUGGUAGAGGAGGACGGCUCCAGGCAGGUGAGGAGGCGGGAGUUGGGUCACCAGGAGUGUUACCCUUCACCGUCCUCUCACGGCGAGUCUCCGGGUGGCGGAGCGAGUGGCAUACCUACUCAUUACUAAGCCGCUGAACUCCCUCCCAGCAGCCUGCCUGAGGCCACGCCUUUCACCGUCGGCGAUAACCACACCUACAACGGCUACUGGAACACACCGCUAGACCCCAGCAAGAACUAUCUCAUCUACUUCCAGGCCUCCAGUAACUUCAGAGGGGAGACCCGGAUUAACUGCAUUCGGAUCGCUCGUAAAGCGGCCUGCAAGGACCACAAGCGUGCUCUGGAGGUAUCCCAGCAUGCCGAGGACAUGGGUCUGAUCCUGGGGGCGUGUGCCGGGGGUCUGGUGGUUCUCAUCCUGCUGCUAGGAGCUAUUGUGAUUAUCGUGAAGAAAGGCAGGAAGAAGGUGAACAUAAACAAAGCGGUGAUGACGUAUCGUCAGGAGAAGAGCCGGAAGCUGGGAUCACUGGACUGCAGUACCACAGAGCACAGCACGCUUCAGCAGGACGACCGCACCGCACACACAUUCAUGGAUUCACAUAACUGCACUGCUCGCAAUGAGCAGCGCAGCACUGUAAAUGAAUCCAGCAGUCUGUUGGGUGGAUCUCCCAGAAGACACUGCAGGAGGAAAAGUUCCCCGUACCACACGGGACUGCUCCAUCCGGCUGUGAGAGUGGCCGACCUGCUUCAACACAUCAACCAGAUGAAGACAGGAGAGGGCUACGGCUUUAAACAGGAGUAUGAGAGUUUCUUUGAAGGCUGGGACAUAACUGACAAGAAGGACAAAACCAAGGGCAGACAUGACACACUGCUGGGUCAAGACCGUCACUGUGUGAAAAUGCAUUCGCUCCUGGCUGAUCCCAACUCGGACUAUGUCAAUGCAAACUACAUCGAUGGUUACCAGCGCUCCAACCAUUUCAUCGCCACACAAGGGCCCAAACAGGACAUGAUCUAUGACUUCUGGCGGAUGGUUUGGCAGGAGAACUGCUACAGCAUCGUGAUGAUCACCAAACUGGUGGAGGUGGGGAGAAUGAAAUGCUGUAAAUACUGGCCCGAUGACAGCGAGCUAUACGGAGACAUAAAAAUCACUUUAUUGAAAACAGAAACACUGGCAGAAUAUACCGUGCGCACCUUCGCCAUGGAGCGGCGGGGUUAUCCAGCCAAGCAUGAGGUCUGCCAGUUUCACUUCACAUCGUGGCCGGAGCACGGCGUCCCAUAUCACGCCACAGGACUGCUGGCCUUCCUGCGACGGGUCAAAGCCUCCACACCCCCUGACGCCGGGCCGGUGGUGGUUCACUGCAGUAUGGGUGCAGGCCGUACGGGCUGUUACAUAGUGCUGGACGUGAUGUUGGACAUGGCGGAGUGUGAAGGUGUGGUGGACAUCUACAACUGCGUGAAGACGCUCUGCUCACGACGGAUCAACAUGAUCCAGACUGAGGAGCAGUAUGUGUUCAUACAUGAUGCCAUACUGGAAGCGUGUCUGUGCGGAGAGACUUCAAUCCCCAUCAGUGAGUUCGCUCUCACGUAUAAGGACAUGGUGAGUGUGGACUCUCAGACCAACACGUCUCAGCUCAGAGAAGAGUUUCAGACUCUAAACUCGGUCACCCCUCACCUGGACGUGGAGGAGUGCAGCGUGUCUCUGCUGCCGCGUAACCGUGAGAAGAACCGCAGUAUGGACGUGCUGCCGCCCGACCGCGCGCUCGCCUUUCUGGUCUCCACCGAGGUAGACGGCAGUAACUACAUCAACGCGGCUCUGAUGGACAGUUUUCUGCAGCCGGCUGCGUUUGUGGUGACCCCCCACCCUCUGCCCACCACCACCACAGACUUCUGGAGACUUGUGUUUGACUACGGCUGUACCUCCAUCAUCAUGCUCAACCAACUCAACCAGUCUAACUCGGCCUGGCCUUGUCUUCAGUACUGGCCUGAAACAGGUAUGCAGCAGUAUGGACCCAUGACUGUAGAACUGCUCUCCAGAUCCACCGAUGAGAAUGUAGUUACUCGUCUGUUCAGGGUGAACAAUAUCACACGGUUGCAAGAAGGUCAUCUGGUCGUGCGACACUUUCAGUUCCUGCGCUGGUCGGCUUAUCGUGAAAUUCCAGACUCCAAGAAGGCUUUCCUGAACCUGCUGGCACAAGUGCAGAAGUGGCAGAGGGAAUGCGGCGACGGUCGCACUGUAGUGCACUGCCUAAACGGUGGCGGACGUAGUGGCACUUUCUGCGCUUGCACCAUGGUAAUGGAGAUGGUGCAUCAUCACAACAUGGUGGACGUGUUCUACUCGGUGAAGACUCUCCGGAACUCCAAGCCCAACAUGGUGGAGUCUAUGGAGCAGUACCGUUUCUGCUAUGAACUGGCUCUGGAGUACCUGGAGUGUUUGGAGGUCAGAUAACACCAGAGCUCAUGAGCACGAUUUGUUCCAACUUCUCCAUCUUGCCUCCGAUAUAUUUCUUUGCGCUCGAUUCGGACCCGAUGAAUGAGCCUUUCUGUCCUCUUAUGAGAAUGCACAUCUAUGUCAAGAGUGGGAAUGCCAGACUAGAAGCAUUUCUUUAACCUUCGACCUGUAUUGUCUUCUGUGCACUUUUGUUUUCCAUGUUUCUCCUCUGCGGCUCCUUUUGCCAGAUAUUCCUGCCAACCCCUUUAUGGCAUUGAUGCGAUUUUACCGACUUUGAGAUUAGUAUGUACAUCUUUGACCGUGUUACUGGCCCGACUUCUAUACCAAGCAGAAGGAAAACACGCUGCAAUCCACAAAACCGUGCAACAGCGACAAAAUGGGUGAUAUUGUGUACGUACAUUAUGUGUAUUGUUGUACACGGUGCAAUCUACUGCUUUUAACUGAAAGGAUUACUUAAAUGUGAGGAGGUGAUUCUUGAUGGAGCAUUUCUGUACAUUGAAUGACUUAAAGGUGGUGUGUCGUUUUUAUUUCAGCAUUGCGCUCCCCUGUUUUUAGUAACCAUUUUCUUCCUAGCCCAACCUUUAUAUGAAGAGACAACUAUUGUUGAGUUAGGGAAGAACAUUGUGGCUCAACAUAGCAACCAAUGACGUUUCCAAAGGCGUUAUCUGUUUUUCUGACCAAUUAAAAAUAGUUUUCAAACCAACCAGUUUUGCACUUGUUUUUGUUCAAGUCGGCACAAAAAUGACACCGCGCACCUUUAAAUCAAGAUGUAUAAACUUGAGGGUGUUAGUAUUUUGACAAGCAUGUGACAAGAAAAAAUACAAAGAUGGCUUUAGGGUUUAUUUCUUGUUUUGUGUGUAUAUUUAAUAUAUAUUUUACAAAAAUGUUUCUAGAUGUUGUCUUUAUGUGCCAACUCAUUUUUGUAUGCGUGUGUGUUUGAGAGGAGGAUCACUCAUGGAUAUGCAUGCCUGUUUCACGUUUCAUUGCAAUCCAUUGUGACCCGGUCUGCUUUGGGUUUCUAAUGCCAGGUGCCCGCUGUCAAUGUGUACAGUUAAAAAACACACACAUAUAUGAAUGAAAUAGAAAAAAAGCUACUGUGGGAAUAAAGUGAGGCACUCAACAAGAAAUUGCUUUUUAUCUUUGUAUUUAUUUGUUGUGUUUUAUUUUCUAAAUAAAGAUGUAACAUGAAAAAAUAAAACAUU
Molecule: messenger RNA, 5620 nt
Organism: Triplophysa rosa
Lineage: Eukaryota; Metazoa; Chordata; Actinopteri; Cypriniformes; Nemacheilidae
Gene: ptprua
Product: protein tyrosine phosphatase receptor type Ua
Exons: 29
Biological process (GO): protein dephosphorylation
Cellular component (GO): membrane
Molecular function (GO): protein tyrosine phosphatase activity; protein binding
Source: RefSeq, a predicted model, not a curated record